AUUUUCCCAUGUAUUAUCCUAUUUCCAUGAGUCAUUCGAAUUCAAAAUGAAUAUAUAAAUCUGAUGACCCGGACCUCCCUUCGAGGUAAAGUGGAAUUGUAAACUUUACCGUUUUCAAUAUUUGUCCCAUCCUGAAGUAAUUGUUCCCUAUUUUGACCUUGCACUAUUUUUUCAAGACACUAGAGACUGAAUUAUUUACUUGAGAAUUGUCAAUUGCUUAAAUUUGAUAAUAAAGUUAUGUUUUAGAUAAGGAAUAAUUUGGAUAUCUAUAUACUUUCUACACCAGGAAAUUUUAAUUAAAAUUUGUCAACAUGAACAAUUUCGAUGUUUUUAAUGACCUAACUUUAUAUAUUACACCUGAAAAUUUUUAUAUUCAACCUGUUGGAUAUGAUGUAAUGGUCGUCAUUGAUAGAACUACAGAAACAAUAUCUGUUUUGAAUGUUGGUCAGAUACCAGCUGCUAACAGUAAAAAAGACUUUUGUGGUUUUUUGGGAACAAUAAACCUUCUAGCUGGUCGAUAUUUAGUAAUUGCAACACAAAGACAACUUGUAGGAUAUAUAGCUGGUCAUGCGAUAUGGAGAUUAGCUAAGGCUGAACUUAUACCUUAUUGUCGAAGUAUGUUGCAUUUGAAUCAAGAUCAAUUAGUUGAUAAUAACACACACAUUGCUAUGAUUGAUCAAGUAUUAUCAACACCAUAUGUAUACUUCAGUUAUUCUUAUGAUCUAACACAUACUCUUCAACGUCUCCACGAUAUUGGUCCGGAUUUCUGGUCUCAAUCUCUCGUGGAACGUGCUGACCAUAGAUUUGUUUGGAAUGGAAAUUUAUUAAAAGGUUUAAAGCGACCUGACUUGAAAAAUUUCUGUUUACCUCUACUUCAUGGUUUCAUCUCAAUAAAUCAGUGUAGAAUCAAUGGUUUAGAUUUUACUUGGGCACUCAUAUCCAGAAGAGGUAUUUACCGAGCAGGUACCAGGCUGUUUAGAAGAGGUGUUGAUAGAGAUGGUAAUGUGGCAAACUUUGUGGAAACUGAACAAAUUAUUGAUUUCAGAAAUGAUCGUGCAAGUUUUGUGCAGAUUCGUGGCUCAAUACCUUUAUAUUGGAAUCAGUUGCCAGACUUGAGAUACAAACCACCACCGACAAUAUUGGAUAUUGAUCCUAAUGAGCAUAGUAUGGCAUGUGCGAAACACUUAGAAACUACAAUGGCAAUAUAUGGCAAACAAAUUUUGAUUGAUUUGGUUGAUCAGCAUGGUUCUGAAGGAGUUUUGGAAAGGACGUUCAGUGAAACUGUGAAGAAUCUGAAUAUUUCUUCUGUUAAAUAUGAACCGUUUGAUUUUCACUCAGAGUGUCGAAAAAUGAGAUGGGAUAGGCUAUCAAUACUUAUGGAUCGCAUAGCUCCAGAUUUGGAAGAGAAUGGGUUCUUUUUGAUUUUGAGGGAUGGUUCUCUAUCUUCCUUGCAGGAAGGAGUCUUUAGAACUAAUUGUGUUGAUUGUCUAGAUAGAACUAAUGUAGUUCAGAGUAUGCUUGCCCACAGGAACCUUGAGAUUGUACUUAGAAAGCUGCAAAUAUUAGCUCCAGGGGCACCUUUGGAGAGUCAGAUUUCAUUUGAAGUAUUAUAUAAGAACGUUUGGGCAGAUAAUGCUGAUAUUAUUAGUACCCAAUAUUCAGGUACUGGAGCUCUGAAGACAGAUUAUACAAGAACUGGAAAACGCACAAAAAUGGGACUCAUUCAAGACGGAAUAAAUUCAAUGAUGAGAUAUUAUAAGAAUAAUUUCACUGAUGGCUUUCGUCAAGAUUCUAUCGACCUGUUCCUAGGAAACGGUGAAGUUAUGACCCCGAUGAGAGUUGAAAGAGGCUGGCGUUAUGUAACAUUCCCUUCUGUUCUACUUGUUGCCAUGGCUAUGUUUGUUGCAUCAGCUGUUUUCCCACAAAGAUAUUCAACGGAGUCUCUCAUGUACCUUCUCUUCUGGGGCUCUAUGGUGGCAGCAACAGCUACAACAAUCUUUCGUUAUGGCAAAGAAUUUAUUGAUAGACCCCGACUCACACAAAUCUAGCAUUCUAGUCAUUUUGCUACACCGUUUAAUUUUUUUAUCUUAAAUAUUUGUAUAUUUAUAAAUAAAUUUUUGCAGUAGAUAUAUAAAUAGAACCGGUUCAUCUUAUUGUAUCAUUAAAAUAAUUCUGAAUUGA
Harmonia axyridis is the source of this 2181-nucleotide messenger RNA. Its product is annotated as phosphatidylinositol-3-phosphatase SAC1. Gene Ontology annotation, biological process: phosphatidylinositol dephosphorylation. The coding region runs from base 312 to 2048 and encodes 578 amino acids. The transcript is spliced from 3 exons. Gene Ontology annotation, molecular function: phosphatidylinositol-4-phosphate phosphatase activity. The record is from RefSeq and is a predicted model, not a curated record. Gene Ontology annotation, cellular component: endoplasmic reticulum. Lineage: Eukaryota; Metazoa; Arthropoda; Insecta; Coleoptera; Coccinellidae.